CUGGAGUUGGGAGAGGAACCCAAUCUGUGCCACAGUAACUGCACAGUCAACUAAAGCAUAAAUAUUACAAAAUAUUUAUCGAAAUCGUUAUUUACUGCUCGUCUUGUUUUUUUGUUUUAUUGUAUUAUAAGCGGAUUGACUCGUACAAGUAUUUGCAUCAAGAAGACCACUUGCCCGCAUCGAAUCAUCGCUCCAUCCAAUGUUCAUGUAGACAUUCUGAAAUUACAUGUUCCUCCAUAUUUCGUUGGGAUUGGAUUACACAAAAGGCGGCACGGACUCACACAAUUAUUCACUCUUCUCAUUGGAUCAACUCUCAGGGAGACACUCUUAAAGGGACAGAUCCACUGCUGCAUCUCCCUCCUGCAGCCUCAGACACAGACACAGGAGAAAGGAGGAGGACAGAGAGAGGGAGAGAUAGAGGAGAUGGAGAGAGCGAGAGAGAGAGAUGGGUAUCUGAGGGGGAGAGAGGAUAGUCCCUGCGUCCCUGCAGCUGCAACAGGGAGCCCCAGACCCCGGAGAUGAAUAAGCUGCGUCAGAGCCUGCGCAGGAAGAAGCCCACCUACGUGCCAGAGGCCAGCAGACCCCACCAGUGGCAGGCCGAUGAGGAGGCAGUACGCAAGGGCAAAUGCAACUUCCCCGUCAGGUACCUGGGUCUGGUGGAGGUGGAGGAAUCCAGAGGGAUGCAUGUGUGCGAGGAGGCUGUGAAAAAGCUCAAAAUUAGUGGGAAGAAGACAGUGAAAGCAGUUCUGUGGGUGUCUGCAGAUGGUCUCAGAGUGGUGGAUGACAAAACCAAGGACCUCAUCGUAGACCAGACCAUUGAGAAGGUGUCCUUCUGCGCGCCCGACCGCAAUUAUGACAAGGCUUUCUCCUACAUCUGCCGUGAUGGCACCACGCGACGCUGGAUCUGCCACUGCUUCAUGGCCCUGAAGGACUCGGGCGAGCGUAUGAGCCACGCCGUGGGAUGUGCCUUCGCCGCCUGUCUGGAGAGGAAGCAGCGGCGCGAGAAGGAGUGCGGCGUCACAGCCUCGUUCGACGCCAGCCGCACCUCCUUCGUGCGCGAGGGCUCGUUCCGCGUGACGUCGUCCAGCCAGCAGGGUGGCGAGCGCGAUGACAUCAUGAAGCAGCUGCAGGACAAGAAGAAAGAGCCCCCGUGUACCAUCCCAGCCAUCCCCCCUGGCACCUCCUCACCCCCUGAGGGCGAGGCCUCGCCCGUGGGGCAGGGGGUGGAGCACGCAAUCCCACGGCGCCACGCGCCCAUUGAGCAGCUGGUGCGGCAGGGCUCCUUCCGGGGCUUCCCGGCCCUCAGCGGGAAGAACUCGCCGUUCAAGAGGCAGCUCUCGCUGCGCCUCAACGACCUGCCUUCCAACCUGCAGCGCAAGACCGCCGACUUCCAGAGCAAGAACCCAGUCCCAGAGAUGGAUCUGUCUGUGUGUGGCGAGGCAGACAACAGCAUCAACGCUCUGUGCAGCCAGAUCAACCAUUCCUUCACUAGGCCCUCUGAGGAACUCUUCUCCAACCCCACCCCCAACGGCCUGCCAGCCUGCACUGUGCCCCCAGCCAUCCCCCCUCCACCCGCCCCCCUGCAAGCCACGUCCUCCUGGGUGCAGGCGGAGCCCCCGGUCCAGUCCCCUGUCCACAGUGGACACAGGAGGACGCCCUCCGAGGCUGAGCGCUGGCUGGAGGAGGUGGCCCAGGCCGUCAAGGCCCAGCAACAGACCCCCAACCUGCCCCCGCCACCCAUCCAGCCCACCCCUGCCAUUCCAGGGCCACCCAUGUCAAACACAGCUGUGUCUGUGCCACCUAUGUCUAACCCACUUAUGCCUGGCCCACCUAUGUCAGGUGUGCCCAUGCCGGGGGCAACCAUGCCAGGGGUGCCUGGCUCCCUGCCCACUUCCAUGCAGCCGUUUCCCUUGGCGUUUGAUGCCACUCCUGCGCCCGUGAGCCUGUAUAACCAGCCACCUCUGCAGCCAGCGUUUGUACCCAUGCAGGCCUACAUGCCCGCCCUGGCCAACAGCAUGGUGUACUCCAACGCCAGUGUGCCUGUGGUGGGCAUCACGCCUUCCCAGAUGGUGGCUAAUGUCUUCUGCACGGCAGGCGGCUCUACCGGCGGGCCUUCCAUGGGCAUGUGUACAGGGCCCAAAAUGGGCACGCUCACCGGCGGGCACCGCCACUCUUUCUCCGGCCAGCCGGGCGGGUUCCCUAUGCCACCCUUCGGAGCUCAUUCCACCGUCAACGGCCUCCCACACAACAUUCCCACCUCCCCCGCCACCAUCAUGCAGAACGGCACCAGCAGCAAUGGCAGCAGCUGGCCACCGGAGGGCGCACAGCAGGCCAACCCGCCCCCAGCCAAUGCCCAGGAGGUUGAUCGCUUCGAGGCAAAGUGGGCCGCGCUGGAGACCAAAUUGCAACCCAAGGCGGCGCCCAACCCUUUCUCCAAUGACUUGCAAAAGACCUUUGAGAUCGAGCUUUAACUCUGUAUUAACCCAGGUCAGGCCACUGCAUAGACUAUGAUGAUGCAGACACCCAACCACAAUGAACCACUCCACUCCCCCCCCCUCCAGCCCCCUGCCCCUAAAUGCUGUCGCUCCCCGUCCUCUUGAUUUUCUCCUCCUCUGUUGAGACCCCAGGAUGUAAAUUGGGUCUGAAUGCAGGGGGGACAAGAUGACUGUGUAUGAGGUUCCUCGCGAUGCAUUCCCUGGGAUUUCUAGCAAUCAUGUUCUGCGUUGGGAUCUAUGGAAGAGCCAGAGAAUAUGGAUACAUCACAUGACACCGAGAUGAGACACUGAGAGAGAUUAUGUUGAUGGUACCCAAGCACAGCAAAGGCCCUGGUUGACUAGCCAAUGACACGAAUCGAUGGUGGAGACCCCAAAGGAGGCGUCGACCAAUAAGAGUGACAGACAGUUUGAUUGCCAAAAUGGUUAUAUUUAUGAUUUUUACUUAGCUUUUAACCUGUUAUAGUUUUACAUUGUUGUUUCUCCCUGUAUUUAUUUGUGUGGAACUGAAAAGAGGAGGAAAAUAACUAGCAGCUGAAACUGUGUCAGCGGAGAGAGCAAAGAGAGCGAGUGAGUCAUGAAACGAGAGGUUGGAAACGAGUGUAAAUAGCAUGCUUUUUUCACCCUCUAUUUAUUACCAAUCCAUGUAUAACCGUCAAUUUGCUACUCAACCCAAAUGAGUCACCGUUAGCUAAAUCACCAUGGUGAUCUCACCCCUCUGUCCCAGUGCCACUCCACCUGCAGGACAGACACACUAGAACCCUAGAACAUUCUGGAAAGGGUCCAAAUAGUGCGGCACAUUCCAAGUUGGUUGGUUGAUUUGCAUUAUAUUCUAAAACAUGGUAGUAGUCACCCGCGUACAAGUGUAGUCAGUCAACACUAUGAGAGUCUAUUUGGAAGUGUUGAGCCUAAGAUUUAAGAGAUUAGGGAUGGGAGAUCUUGAGCACUUCGUAAGAUAAAGAGGGUAAGUUUGGGGUGAGUUAUGUUUUUUUUUGUCACUGGGGCUGCAUUUGAAAUGGCACCCUAUUCCCAUAUAGGGCCUUGGGCAAAAGUAGUGCCUCCCUAUAGGCACAGACGUCAAUUCAACAUCUAUUCCACGAUGGUUCAAUGCAAUUUCCUAGAAAUGACGUAUAUACAACGUUGAUUCAAUCGGUGUGUGCCCAGUGGGCUGGGUCAAGCUGCACUUCUGACAUAAUGGGACUACAGUCCGUUUGUAGAGGCUUCUGGAUCCAGGCUCUUGUCUUGAGGCCAUUGUGACGGGCAGAAGUUAUGGCACCUGCUGUGUGUGGUCUACCAGGCUGAGGAAAGAUGGCUAGAGGAAGUGAUUAGUCAUUUACCACUUUAAACAGACAGAGGAAGGCAUCCAUCUUUGUAGAGGGGAAACAAAGACAUGAAAGUGACACGGUUAGUCGGGGGGGGGGGGGGGGGGUGGAGAAGGUGAAAGAUAGACUGAGAGAACGAGGGCAUGUGAGAAUGAGUUUGAGGAUGUGGACUAUUGAAAGGCUGUGGUGAACUGAGAAAAGAUGAAAGAAGAAAAGGUUGGAUUAAUCAAAUACCAUACAGGCAAAACGGUACGUUAAACAGACUGGUUGUUUCAUUCCUUUAAACUCCUUUCACUGCUCCCAAACAAAGGCACUUCUGUUAGAGUUAUAGUCACCAUGCAUUUAGCGCUCCACAGAAACAAUACUUUACUGUUUGAUCGUAAUCUCAAAAGAGGCAAGCAUUUCCUUCCGUGAACUUUAGUUGAAACACACAAAGACAAUAAAUAUGCAGUAUACUAUAGCUACAACCCCAUAUUGGAAUUUUAGCCCACUUGGCAGGACUUCCAUUGGCAGGUCAAGGCGGGGCAAACGCAUGUGCUUCGAUGGGAUGCUUUAUGCUAUUUGUCAUUAUACUGCUUUAUGUACGAUCCUGCCCCAGACGACAUGAGUGUCUGGGAGUGAGACGGAGUGGGACCCAGGGGACCAGUGUUAUUGAAUGGACAUCACAACUAGACAAACAGGCUCCAUCCAUCCCGCUCUCCUGGUCAUUAACUCCUUAGGACUCCUCGGCCAAUCAGGCUUUGUCAUUUUUACAUGCGGCACAAUACUGGCUGACAUCCAUUCGCUUUCGCAAAGAUAUAAAUCACCAGUGAGGGGCCCAUGUUUUUGCUCAUUUAGACAAAUCGAUUUUCGAAAUUUAUUCUCUCCCCACCUUUUAAGAGAAAAAAACGUAGUCAUUCAUGAAAUUUCUGUUUUCAUUUUGUUAAAUUCCCGUUAUUUACACGCCCUCUAAAUUCAAAUGUAGGUUAAUGACGUUCAGAAUAAGAAACUAAAUGACCUCCUAAACUUGAUUGUAAACCAUAGUGUAGUGAUAACAAACCAGUGGAGUUUAUUUUUAUUCUUUAUUCACAGAAUUUUGUAUUUAAACCUACAUAUUUGUAUUGUAAUUACAUUGUACAAAGAUAAAUAAAUAAUAUAAUAUUAAACUUG
Oncorhynchus kisutch (coho salmon) is the source of this 4963-nucleotide messenger RNA. RefSeq names its product NUMB like endocytic adaptor protein (gene numbl). NCBI's taxonomy places the organism in Eukaryota, Metazoa, Chordata, Actinopteri, Salmoniformes, Salmonidae. Gene Ontology annotation, biological process: positive regulation of neurogenesis. The coding region runs from base 519 to 2471 and encodes 650 amino acids. The record is from RefSeq and is a predicted model, not a curated record. The transcript has 10 exons. Gene Ontology annotation, cellular component: cytoplasm.